Molecule: messenger RNA, 3379 nt
Organism: Falco peregrinus (peregrine falcon)
Lineage: Eukaryota; Metazoa; Chordata; Aves; Falconiformes; Falconidae
Product: transcription factor HES-5-like
Exons: 4
Coding region: 2007-2492 (161 amino acids)
Biological process (GO): anterior/posterior pattern specification; regulation of transcription by RNA polymerase II; regulation of neurogenesis
Cellular component (GO): nucleus
Molecular function (GO): DNA-binding transcription factor activity, RNA polymerase II-specific; RNA polymerase II cis-regulatory region sequence-specific DNA binding; protein dimerization activity
Source: RefSeq, a predicted model, not a curated record
AGCAGUGGCAGACGUGGGUGGCAACACCUUCAGCCUGAUGUGGGUCGGUGAGGGGCUGCAGCCAGCUGCCCCAGCGCAGGCACCAGCACCCGUUCCAGGCUCCUGCCCCUCUCCUUCGCGUCUUCAGAACCGCUGGGCAAACCCAGAAAUGGCCAGAGCCUGCACAGGUGAGAGAAGCAAGUCAAAGGAAGACCCAAGUCACUCAAUCACACGUCUGCGUCUGCUCGACUAGUUUUAUCACGGAAAGUUAAUUUGUGCUCCCCCAGAGUAACAGUCCUGUGAUGCAGGAAUGCAGGAAUGCAGAGGCUGCUGAGAAGCAGGCUUAGUUUCUUGUCCUGUACUGUGGAUAAUUGCAGGGAAGGCGUCUGACACUUUAAACAGCCUUGUUGGGCUCCAACUGGAGUGCCUGUUUAUGUGACUUGUACUGGAAGGGGGAAUUAUUGCUGUUCCUAGAGCUGUUUAUUAGUGAGUUAAUUGGGAGAAGAGAAACCGUCUCCAGCAGAACUGCUAGUUGACUCUGCUGAUCACGGGAUCGGCACAUUUCUUCUUCACGCGGCUUGAUUAAUGAGCUCAAGAAACGAGUUACUACUCAGGAGUUUCUGUUUCAGAGAAUCUCCCCAAGAGGGAUGCACAGAGCGUAAGAUUGGUUUCAGAGGUGGCGUUACAUGGGCUCAAAGAUAAUCCACAAGCUUUGAGGAGAACAUGUGAAAUGGUGUCACAAAAGCUUUCCCACAACUUGACAUAAAAGGCUCAGAGCUCAACAGCUGCUGCUCUGUACGAAAAGAAGGAGCCUAUUCAGGAGCAGUACAAUAGGGAUGGAAAAGCAGAUCCUGGAAGAGGUCAUUUAAACCUUACCUGGUCUUACAAAUAAUGAGUUUCAGAGUGAGAGAGAAAUGUGUACAUGUGUAUGUGAUUCACAUUAAAAGUCAUGCAUGACCACACAUAUAUAUAUUAAUAUAUACAUGAACACGCAUACACAUAUAUUAAUGUUAACACAAACAGGAUUUACUUACUACAGUAAGAGAUCCCCCACCAUAAGCCCUAACGUUACUUGGCAGUAAUUUAUCUGAUUAUUAUUAUUAUUAUUCCUGUAUUGAGUCUUGGAGAGGGAGAUGCUGAUGCUCACAGAGAAGCAUAUCGAACUGAUGAGGUCACACAGCACAUUUGGAGUAAAUCUGGGACCAAAACGCAUGGUUCUAGAUACGCAGUUAAUGCUGCUGCCUGCCUGCUUUGCCCUUCAUGUCUUGUAACAGGACAACAUUGCUGUCAGCCGCGCUCCACACAGGCCAGGGUGCAUGUCCAGAGGAUGCAGAAGAUACCCAGCUGCCAUGUCCUUCUUCAGCUGUUCAUUAGAGCUCGUAAAAGGAAGCGGUGCUUGCACGGGCAGAAGGCAGGGUAAAUGCAGGCAGAUCUGGUUCAAGUGUUGUGUCAUGAAUCUCUGGCUGUGUGCUUAUAGGAUACAAAUAGGAAGACGGUUAACUCUUCCAGCUGCAGGCACCUAUUGAGCAAAGGCUGUGCCUCUCAAUGCAGAAAUUGCCCCAGUGGAGAAUAAUGAGGAAUCGGGAAUUUGAUUUCUGAUAAGUGUAUGGGCUAUAUAAAUUUCUUCUGCACUCCAUUUUCGUUUGUGCAUAGAUGAAAUAAAAAUAACCAGAAUUAUUAUUAAAAUGCAUUUUGGGGAGGAAGUGAAAAAGCAUUAUGUGAGACAAACUGCUCUCAAAACACUCCAAGAUCCUUCUCCCCAUGGAUUUACGUUGCAGGUAUUUGCAAACAGAAACAUGAAGUGCUUGUGGCACGGCUUGAGAGUAUUCUAAAGAGGCACAUAAGAUAUCAAGGGAAGAGAACAAAGAUCAAAACUGAAAACGUUUUCAAUAACUGUGUGCUUACAAUUAGAAGUACUAUUUGCAGUAAGACAAGCUGGAAAAGCUGUUUUCUGUUUCACAUGGGCAAAACUGGCGUCACGGUCACCUGAGGGAGAACAACUGGCUCUGGCUUCCUGAGAAAACAAGAUGGCUCCCAGCACUGUUUUCAUGGAGCCCGACAACCUACUGACACCAAAGGAGAAAAACAAACUGAGGAAGCCGGUGGUGGAGAAAAUGCGCCGUGACCGGAUUAACAGCAGCAUCGAGCAGCUGAAACUGCUCCUGGAGAAGGAGUUUCAGAGGCACCAGCCCAACUCCAAGCUGGAGAAAGCCGACAUCCUGGAGAUGACUGUCAGCUACCUGAAGCAGCAGAGCCAGCUGCAGAUGAAGGCUGCAGGAUCCUUCCAUAAAAACUCUCAGUUUGACUUCAGAGAGGGCUAUUCGAGAUGUUUGCAAGAAGCUUUUCAUUUCCUCUCUCUUCAUAAAGUCCGAACUGAAACACAGACCAAACUUUUAAGCCACUUCCAGAAGAGCCAGUCAGCUGCUGCAGAGGUCGCCUAUUCCCCUGGGAACCCCAGCACCCUGAAGCAAGCAUCGCCAAAAGACACCAGUACUCUCUGGAGGCCCUGGUAGUCAGGGGAGUCCUUACUUCAUGGACCUCUGCCUUUUACGGUCCAGAGGAAGGAUCUGAGUGCACCUGAUAGCCCAGCUCUGAUCCUCUCUUCCGUAGGGAAUUUUGUUUCCCCUAUAUUUUAUUUAUGAGUGAAAAGAAUGGCAUACUUUUGACUUUUAUGGGAUCCUUUGGCAAAAGUUCAGGCGUUCUGCUGAGUGGUACUGAAGCUGUGUAGACACUGCUGGUAACAGUCCACAGCACGCUGCCCAGUCAGGGGGCGAAUGUCUUCAAAAUGAAGGAGGGUGUUUUUGUAGAUGUUACAGUUGUGAUGGACGAGAAUUGCUGUAGGAGAGAUUUCUCUAAUAUUGCUUGUAAGAGCCAUCAGCUUUGCUCUGGCUUGACUAGCAACACUUGGUUGCUCAGUCACUCCAGAGGAUAAAUUUACUACCCUUUGGUUCAUGCACACUUGAUUAGAAUCAAUUUCCCUUGGUUUUCUUAUAACUUGUACAGCAUCAGAGAUGGUUUUCGUUUUGUUUUGGAUUUUUCCCCAAUGGCCCUUUCAUAGUCCUAGUAUAUAAAGCAUGAUGGAUGAACAGAAGCUAGGAAACUAUGUGGAAUAUUUCUACUAUUUUGCUGCUUUUUUCAAUUUAGAAAAAGAGUAUGUUACUGCUUUAUGUUAAAGAAAAGGUAGUACGUGUAAGGCUUGAUUUGUCAAUGUUAUACAUUUUGGGUGUAAGCUAUGCUUUUUCUAGCAUUUUCAUUAUAAUAAUGAUUUUUGUCUGCAUUGAGUGGUUUAAUUCAUGAUGGAUAGUGUUUCUCCCACUACUGGGACAGGCCUGUGGCUUACAUGCAUACUGUGUAUGCGUCUCUGUGUUUGUAGAGAGCAAUAAAAUGCAUUUGUGUGCAA